This is a messenger RNA of Podospora bellae-mahoneyi, 243 nucleotides long. RefSeq lists its product as uncharacterized. The transcript has 3 exons. NCBI's taxonomy places the organism in Eukaryota, Fungi, Ascomycota, Sordariomycetes, Sordariales, Podosporaceae. The record is from RefSeq and is a predicted model, not a curated record. The coding region runs from base 1 to 243 and encodes 80 amino acids.
AUGUCCAGAUACACAAUCGCCGGGCCUCAAGGCACGGUGAAGCCCAUCUUAUCGGAAGCCUACUACGAAGAAUAUUACGCGAGAGUGCCAGUGGAUAAACACGUGUCUGAGGAAGAACCUAUCGCAGAUCGCGAAGAGAAUGUGGCGGUAACGGAACCUCAUCAAUACACGCCGUUUGUCAGACUCGACGACCAGCAUCAGGCUUCUUCGUCUGUUGCCAGGAUCCCGUCAACAAGAUAUUGA